Molecule: messenger RNA, 2644 nt
Organism: Radiomyces spectabilis
Lineage: Eukaryota; Fungi; Mucoromycota; Mucoromycetes; Mucorales; Radiomycetaceae
Exons: 9
Coding region: 126-2429 (767 amino acids)
Source: RefSeq, a predicted model, not a curated record
GACAAUGCCGCCACGAAACCUAGCCCUUGUAGCCAGCUUCGCAUCACGUAUCCUAAUGAUCUAGGUAAAAACUUCGCAUAGAAACAGUGGAACCAUAAAAGUGGCCUCCGUUAAUAACCCCGCCCAUGACAGGUUUUACGUUUGAAGACGGAAGCAAACAUGUCAUUGCAUGGCAAGCUCCUGAAGAGUACAAGCAAGUCAAUAUAACGCUUCGGUCCGACCUCGAAAGAACAGAUGUGGCUCACAUCGGCCUCUUUGAUGCCAAGCGUGGUGCAACCGAUGAAGUCGCCUUUAAUCUCAACGGGCAUCAGCCAGGAAACCAUCAUAUCGUGCUUGAAAGUGUCGACCAACCUACCCAUUGUAAAUACAAUUCGCUCGAGUUCAAGAUUAACAAACGCUCGGAUACACCUUCGACAAAGACUCCUGAACCUCAUAGCAACGCGCCUCUCGACAAUUCCGCCACGAAACCUAGCCCUUGUAGUCAGCUUCGCAUCACGUAUCCUAAUGAUCUAGGUUAUGCGUUUGAAGACGGAAGCAAGCAUGUCAUUGCAUGGCAAGCUCCCGAAGAGUACAAACAAGUCAACAUUACACUUCGGUCCGAUCUUGAAAGAACAGACGUCGAUCACAUCGGCCUUUUUGAUGCCAAGCGUGGUACAACCGGUGAAGUCGCUUUUAAUCUCAAUGGGCACCAGCCAGGAAACCAUCAUAUUGUGCUUGAAAGUGUCGGUCAACCUACCCAUUGUAAAUAUAAUUCGCUCGAGUUCAAGCUUAACAAACGUUCGGAUACACCUUCAACAAAGGCUCCUGAACAACAAACGGCUCACAUGAACGAUCAAGAGCUGGAUCAGCUGGUAGAAAGUAUCAAGCACAGUCAAGCCAGCCAUGCCAACGCAGGCGAAGGAAUCGAACACUCCUCUGAUGAUUUGGAGCAACUGGUACGAGACAUCAAGAAAAAUGCUGCGGAGAACGCACAUUUAGCCGAGGAAUUGGACGCCAUCGUCAAUGAUUUGAAGAAGGGUUCAUCGUCAUCAUCCAAAACAAACCAUAUGGACGAUGCUAAAUUGGAUGCCCUUGUGGAAAAUAUCAAGCAUGGUUCCUCUCAAGCAUCGCACUUGAACGAUCAGGAAUUGGACGCUAUUUUGAAUGACCUCAAGCAUAACGAUCAAAAGGCGUCGACUCAUCUCAACGACCAAGAGCUUGAUGCGAUUGUCGAGAAUAUCAAACAUGCAAACAAGCAACCCAGUCAUCUCAACGACCAGGAACUUGAUUCCAUUAUGAACGGCAUUAAACACACCAGCAACCGACCUAACCAUGUCAACGAUCAGGAACUCGACGAAAUUGUCAACGAUAUCAAACACAAAGGCAACAAGCAUACGGCUACGCACGAUGAUAAGAACUGGAAUGCCAUGAUGGAUGAAUUGGACUCUUAUUUUGAUCAGAAUUCGAACGCCAACAAAGGUCAUUCCAACGAAGCUCCUGCGGUCAGCCCCACCAAGCAAGAAAGUGACAACCAGCAUACCAGCUUUGAUGCCUAUAUUGCCAGUCUUGAUCAAGAUUACACCAAGUACAUUGACAAAAAUAAGCAGACGGAAACGCAAGUCGUCACCCACAAGAAUGAGGUGAACGAUGCCGCCGCUUUCGCUCGACCUGUCUCCAACAAGGCUUUGGCCGCUGAUUUAGACCAAUUGGGAAGCAAGCAUGCCAACAGCCAUGACAACUCCCCUUAUUUCACCGAUGAUGAUCGACGUACCACUCAGAGUGGCCAUACCAAUGAGUGGAACAGCCAAGGAGCUCCCACGCCCCAUAACAAUGCCGAAUGGCACGAAGACGCUCCACUGAAUGAUUGGCAAACCGAGGACUUUGACGUUGUCAGCAACACUCCAUCGCAAGUAAAUGAAAACCAUAGCAAUGAAUGGGCCUCUGUUGAUACCGCUGCUAUCCCUGAUCAUUCCAACGAAGGUGAAUGGAGUGCCGAAGAGCAUGCCACUGAAGAACCGGCGGUGAGCGACGAGACGCACUUGAAUGAGUGGGUCGCAGAAGAAGACCCUACUGAGCAUUUGAAUGAAGGUGAAUGGUUCAGCGAAGUGGUGGACGGAACCACAGAUGCCUGGAACGGUGACGGUCAAGCAUCGGACGCCUCUGCUCAUGCCAACGAUAACGAAUGGUUAACGGCUGAGGAAGAACACUUGAACGAUUGGGUCUCAGAAGAAGCCCCUGCUCACACCAAUGAAUGGAGAGAUGAAAGUAUCAACAUUCCCGAUCACAGUAAUGAAGGCGCUUGGGAAGAAGAAGAAAUUAAAAGCACCACCAACGAUCACAAGAACGUAGGCUGGACGGAAGACCACGUGAACCAACCUGUUACCGACUCGGUUUGGGAAGAAGACAGCAGUGUUCCUGUUUCCCCAGCGGAAGACUUUUACAUUCGCUAAGAAAAAGCUACUCCAUCGAUUCAAUGAUACAUCUGUGAUCCAAUAAUUGAUCACCCAUACCCCUUUCCUAUAUUUCUUAUCCCAUUUUCCUCGGUUUUGUCCUUUUUGCCCGUGGUGGUUUCCGACCAUUUGGAUUAUCAAAAAUCCUUGUUAUUUUACCUCUUUUAUUUUUUUAUUUUUGAAUAAAAUAUAUCUUCCCAUUGAAUAAACAAUAA